This is a messenger RNA of Fusarium graminearum PH-1, 1806 nucleotides long. RefSeq lists its product as uncharacterized. The coding region runs from base 1 to 1806 and encodes 601 amino acids. The record is from RefSeq and is a predicted model, not a curated record. The transcript has 3 exons. NCBI's taxonomy places the organism in Eukaryota, Fungi, Ascomycota, Sordariomycetes, Hypocreales, Nectriaceae. Gene Ontology annotation, molecular function: copper ion binding; oxidoreductase activity.
AUGCACUUCUCAACUUCUUCCUUGAUCUUUCUCCCUCUUCUUAUACAAACCCUCAUCACAUCUGUAUCAGCUACGUUCAAGACCAAGAAGUUUGACCUUACCAUAACAUGGGAGGACUACGCCCCCGAUGGCUUCUCCAGGAAGAUGCUCCUUGUCAAUGGACAAUCCCCCGGUCCCGUGCUUGAGAUUGAUCAAGAUGACAUGGUUGUUGUAAAAGUCCACAACAAAUCCCCAGAGGAUCUUACAGUUCAUUACCACGGUACCCCCUGGUCAGAUGGUGUCCCAGGCGUAACUCAACACCCCAUCAAGCCAGGAAGCAGCUUCACCUACAAGUUCCACGCAUCUCAACACGGCAGCUUCUGGUACCACUCCCACUUCCGGGGCCAGAUCGAGGAUGGUCUCUACGGAGCAAUCAUCAUCCACCCUCGACACGACGAGCCGAGUCCAUUCCAUCUCAUCUCUAAGGAUGAACACACCGUGAACAAGAUCAAAGAAGCCGUUGAGAAAGUCAAGCCCAUCGUCAUAUCCGACUUUGUGCACCUCACCUCACAGGAGAAAUGGGAUAUGACUCUUGCUGCUGGAAUUGAAGAUUCGUGCUAUGACUCUAUCCUCUUUAAUGGCAAGGGACGAGUCGAGUGUCUUGACAAGGAAGUCGUUGAAGCCAACCUUAAUGAGAUUCAGAAGGCGUACCUUGGACUGGUACCAGGAGGUGCUGAGUUUACAGACAAGGCAUGUCUACCCGCUUCCGCCCUCAACUUCCUCGCAGGCGGUAUGGGCAACGAAUCAGCCCUCCUCCCAGGCACAUUCUCCGGCUGCAAAGAAACAGACGGACAACUCGAGACCAUCGAAAUCUCAAACUACUUUGGUCAAUGGGAAUCAUGGCUAGCCUUUGACAUCGUCGGCGCAAUCAACUUUGUCAGCGGAGUCUUUUCCAUCGACGGCCAUGAUAUGUGGGUAUACGCCAUGGACGGCUCCUACAUCGAGCCCCAAAAGGUUCAAGCUAUUCCUGUAGCCAACGGAGAUCGAUACUCCAUCGUCAUCAAGAUCGCCAAUACGGGUGAUUACAAAAUGCGCUUUAACGCCAAUAGUGCGCCGCAGCUCAUCACAGGCCAUGCUGUCCUCUCUAUCAAAGGAUACAGCGCUGCAGAGGGAAAUAUCGAGCCUUGGAUUAACAUCGUUGGUCUUCCUGCCUCUAAAGAAGUUGCCGUCUUCAACCAAGCUGUGGCAUUCCCUUACCCGCCGAGUCCGAUAUCGCCUACUGCUGAUGUCACGUUCAACUUGAGCAUGGCUAUUAAGGGCGCGUCGUAUCUCUGGGCGUUGAACGAAACUACUCUUAUGCCAAAGGAGAUUGACGAGGGGAAACCAACACUUUUCAACCCCCAGCCAUAUAUCAACAAUAACGUCACCAUCUCUACCAAGCUAGGUCAAUGGGUCGAUCUUGUCUUUGUAGCAGCUCUAUUUCCCCAGCCACCGCACCCUAUUCACAAGCACGGAUCCAAGAUGUACAUGCUUGGCGCCGGAACUGGACAUUUUAGAUGGAACUCUGUUGAAGAGGCCAUCAAGGAGAUCCCUGACCAGUUCAAUCUCGUCAAUCCACCUCGUCGCGAUGCGUUCCUUUCUGCUCCUGCAGAAAAGGAGCCGAGUUGGGUGGUUGUUCGAUACCAUGCUGCUGAUGCUGGUCCGUGGCUUCUGCAUUGUCAUAUCAAUAACCACAUGCUUGGUGGAAUGAUGAUGGUUAUUCAGGAUGGUGUUGAUGCUUGGCCGGAAGUGCCUGAGGAGUAUGCUGAGGGUGGUAAUGGGGAGUGA